AGAGAAAAGACUUGCCUUUCUUGGGGGCGGUGCCGGGCGGUUGACGGUUGGAGCUGUCGAAGGCGGACAAAAUGGCGGAAGGCGACAACAGGAGCACCAACCAGCUGGCUGCUGAAACAGCUGCUUUGGAGGAGCAGUUGCAAGGAUGGGGUGAAGUGAUUUUAGUGACUGACAAAAUCCUGCGCUGGGAAAAAGCAUGGUUUCCACCUGCCAUCAUUGCUGUAGUUUCCUUCAUUUUUAUGAUGAUCUACUACUUGGAUCCAUCUGUUCUUUCAGGUGUUUCUUGUUUUGUUAUGUUGCUUUGUUUGGCUGACUAUCUGGUACCUGCUCUUGCUCCUCGGAUUUUUGGUUCCAGUAAAUGGACUACCGAACAACAACAACGUGAAAUCUGCAGCAACCUGAUAAAAACACGUCGUAGAAUUGUCGGUUGGUGGAAACGCCUUUUCACAUUUAAGGAGGAGAAGCCAAAAAUGUACUUCAUGACAAUGCUGUGUUCUCUGGCUGUGAUUGCUUGGAUUAGACAGCAAGUUCAUAAUCUCUUCCUCACCUACCUUAUUGUGAGCUGCUUCUUGUUGUUUCCUGGAUUAAACAAACAUGGAAUCAUUUCAAAGUAUGCCGGAAUGGCAAAAAGGGAGGUCAACAAACUCCUCAAYCACAAAGAGAAGAAAAAUGAAUGAAGCUCUGUUACACUGAUUUUAUGUUCUGGGAACAAUUAAAUGAAUUCUUGUGUGUUUAAUAGGAUAGAAGUUUUCAUUUCAGUAAUCGCCUUUUAACCUUAAAUGGGAUUCCUUCUACAGUUUAAGUAGAAACCGUGUGGUCUUUCAGUCACACAUGAAUACAGUCUGCUAUGACAUGAGCAGUCAUUCUUAUAGUAAGUGUGGCUAAGCAACACCAUAAUGUGAUAAGGUUGUUCAUCAAUAAUAAUUGGUGGUGGUAUUUGUCUGAAGAUAGCCUUUGCUUCUGCUUCUGGUGGAAAGAUACUAGCUAAAACCUCUUCUUUUUUUAGUAUUUUGAAGAUUCACUGGACUGUCCAUAGAUGUAUUGUAUGAUAACAUCAAAAAACUUAGAAAGUUAUGUGCCAUGGGCAAUUUAAAUAAACAGGGCUCCUCAACUCUAGUACCCAAGCUGUCAUUAUUUCUGUAUACAACCUACUGCACUGAAACUGUGGAAAAUGAAAAUUAGAAUGCAUGAACAGUCUACUUUCUUGCUUGUUAUUUAAUUUGUGAUAGUUUUGAAUAUUGUGCUGCGUGUCUUGAAGGUUUUUAAUGUCUAUAAACAAAAACAUGUUGAAAAUACUUGAUGUACCCAUGUCAGCGAGUCUCUGUAGAGUUGUGUUUUCUUAAUGCUGUUUUAACUAAUAAUUCACUUUUCUUAAGUAAAAGUUGUAACCUGUUAACACAAUAAGCAUCUUAAGUUGGUGUUUAAAAGACAAAUUUCUGUCUUAAUUGUAAAUGGAUAAGCAGUGUUAUUGCCAGUUUAAAGAAAUAUAGAAAUGUUGGGAAACCUUGAAACGUUCUCUUUUUUUAUUACCUUGUAGGCAUUCUUAUUCUUUGGAAAAAGCAUACCAGGAUACUUGGUGCUUACAUUAUUGCCUUACAGGUGUAGCUUUGUCUCAUUCUAAGCUGCCAACAUAGUUUCAUUAUAGUUCUUUUUAACACAAAAUGUUCCAAUGGAGGUUAAUUCCUCUUUUGUUCCUACUCUUCUUGCCUGUAGUUAUGACUGUGACUGUCAGCAACAAAAAAUGAAAUGUCUUCCAUCUUGUUAUCUGCCUAGAACCAACAUGAAAGUGUAAUACUAACUGUGAAUGAUUAAAAAUAAGUUUGCCCAGAUCUAAGAAUUUGGCUAUUCAAAAAAUAGGCUUCAAACCCUAAUCGAUAUUAGAAUUUCUGAUCAAAGAGGAAUUAUUUUCACAAGUUUGCUUGCAGGAAUGCAACUGAAUUCCCCAUUAAUUGCUGCAUGGCUCAUUCACCUUCAUUAAUAGACCAUUCUUGUCUAUUUGAAUUCUUCGCCAGCAAGUCAUGCGCACAUUACAGAGAAAGGAGAAUGGUAUAAAAGGGAAAUUAAAAGCUUUCAGCUAAAUACAGAAAGAGGAACAUAAAUCCAUUUCUCUGAAAAUCUUUUGUAUAUUUUAUUUGCUCUGCCUUUCUCUUAUUUUGCAUAUUUAUUUUACACAAAAUACUUUAAGCUGAAGUAGGAAUGUGAUGUCGUGUGUAAAGAAAAAAGUGUAAUAGGGUGGGUAGGUAGGGAGAGAAGGGCACAUUCUUGGAGGGAGUGGGAUUCAAUGUCAUGCAGUUGUUAUUGUUUUGCUUAGCAUUGUUCUUUUGCAUUGAUGUGUAGACUGCUGAUAAAUGUGUAAUACCUAGACACCUAAACAAAUAAAUAAAUAAAAGUGCAA
Anolis sagrei ordinatus is the source of this 2395-nucleotide messenger RNA. The record is from RefSeq and is a predicted model, not a curated record. Lineage: Eukaryota; Metazoa; Chordata; Lepidosauria; Squamata; Anolidae.